UCGAGACAACAAACGCGAGCAAGCAUGGGGCCACGGCACGUGCUCGUGACGAUUCCCGCAUCCAAUUACUGCGAGAAGGCGCGAUGGGGGCUACGCGUUGCCAAGAUCGAUUUUGUGGAAGAGAUGCAUGCCCCCCUUUUCCACUACAUGUCCACGAAACCCAAAGGUGGGAAGAGUGUGCCGUUGCUGGUGACGUCGCCUUCGACGUGCUUGAAGGACAGCGACGCCAUUCUCACUCUGUGCGGGACUGCUUUGCCGUCGUUGUAUCCACAUCCAGGCGUGAAAGAAAAGGAACUGUGGUUUGACAACCAAUUUGGUCCUGCCGCCCGACGCUUUGGGUAUGGGUUGGUAUUUUCCCUCCCACCUUCCGUGGCAAAAGGCAUCAUCAUUGACCCCAUUCAGGGCACUAUUGAGUCAUACGCGGCGUCGGCAGCAUUUCCCUUGCUCAAGUCAGCGCUCACAAAGGCGCUCAACAUCACGGAACAAGGGGUGGAGCGAUCGUGGACAAAAAUACAAUCCACUUUCAACGCAGUCAACGAUAUCUUGGGCGACAAACCGCUCGGAGCGCAGUUUGUGGCCGGAACGUCAUUUACGGCGGCAGACAUUUCGUUCUGCUCUCACGCGUCGUUGAUCUUGGCGCCACCCCAGAAUCCAUUUCUCGCGCAGUACAUCAACAUGUCGGAGGCCCCCCGGCAGUACCAAGAUCGUCACAAAGAACUGGUCGAGUCCAAAGCCGGCCAAUUUGUCUUGUGGUGCUACGAAAACUACUACCUUCGUGCGCCAGUCCAUCACACGGCAAAGCUGUGAUGCGACCCACAGGAAAUGCGGUACACCACUGAAUUGAGUGUGGAAGCACAUGCGCAAAGUCAAUGUUUGCAAUGACCAACCAACCCUACGAAAAUCAAGCACAAAUUCUUCAAUUUAAUCCCUUAUCUGCUGCAUGUGGACGCUGGAAACCGGUCGAUGCGUGAAAGAACGUGUCGAA
Molecule: messenger RNA, 985 nt
Organism: Aphanomyces invadans
Lineage: Eukaryota; Oomycota; Saprolegniomycetes; Saprolegniales; Verrucalvaceae
Exons: 1
Coding region: 25-807 (260 amino acids)
Source: RefSeq, a predicted model, not a curated record